Lasiosphaeria miniovina is the source of this 1048-nucleotide messenger RNA. RefSeq lists its product as uncharacterized. Gene Ontology annotation, cellular component: peroxisome. The coding region runs from base 82 to 972 and encodes 296 amino acids. Gene Ontology annotation, biological process: purine nucleobase catabolic process; urate catabolic process. The record is from RefSeq and is a predicted model, not a curated record. The transcript is spliced from 3 exons. Lineage: Eukaryota; Fungi; Ascomycota; Sordariomycetes; Sordariales; Lasiosphaeriaceae. Gene Ontology annotation, molecular function: urate oxidase activity.
UGAUACCUCUACAUAAAAAACCUGUCUCUUGCCAACAUCUUCCGAACAGCUUAUUAAAAAUAUCUCACCCGCCCACUCAACAUGCCUUCUCUUGCUUCCGCUCGCUACGGCAAGGACAAUGUCCGCGUCUACAAGGUGCAGAAAGAUGAGACGACAGGCGUCCAAACCGUGACAGAAAUGACCGUGUGCUGCCUUCUCGAGGGUGCCAUUGAGACCUCAUACACAGAGGCUGACAACAGCGUCGUCGUGGCCACCGACUCGAUCAAGAACACCAUCUACAUCAAGGCCAAGGAGCACCCCGUGAACCCGCCUGAGCUGUAUGCCAGCUACCUGGGGCAGCACUUUAUUGACCGGUACCCGCACAUCUCGACGGCCCACAUUAAGGUCGUGGUGCACCGGUGGACGCGCAUGACGGUGGACGGCGCGCCGCAUCCCCACAGCUUCUUCCGCGACGGCCAGGAGACGCGGAACGUGGAGGCGACGGUGAGCCGUGCCGGCGGCAUCGAGCUCAAGAGCGGCAUCGUCGGCCUGACGGUGCUCAAGAGCACCGGGUCCGCCUUCCACAGCUUCGUGCGCGACGAGUACACGACGCUGCCCGAGACGUGGGACCGCAUCCUGUCGACCGACGUCGACUGCGCCUGGGCGUGGAAGCCAUUCGCCGGCACGGCCGCCGUCUUGGCUAGCGUCGAGCGCUUCGACCAGGCCUGGGAGAGCGCCCGCGACAUCACCAUGAAGACGUUUGCCCUCGACGAGAGCGCCUCGGUCCAGAACACCAUGUACAAGAUGUGCGAGCAGAUCCUUGAGGCCGUCCCCGAGUCCGAGUCGGCUUCGUACUCGCUGCCGAACAAGCACUACUUUGAAGUUGAUCUGAGCUGGCACAAGGGCCUCAAGAACACGGGCAAGGAUGCCGAGGUAUACGCGCCUCAGUCGGGCCCCAACGGCCUGAUCAAGUGCGAGGUUGUCCGUUCGUGAGACAAGCCGGGGGCAUUCACGGGUUUAAAACAAUCGUAAUUAGGGGGGACUCCUAUACUUGUCCAUGACCACGGCG